This is a messenger RNA of Anoplophora glabripennis (Asian longhorned beetle), 4740 nucleotides long. RefSeq names its product zinc finger protein 43-like. NCBI's taxonomy places the organism in Eukaryota, Metazoa, Arthropoda, Insecta, Coleoptera, Cerambycidae. Gene Ontology annotation, molecular function: zinc ion binding; DNA-binding transcription factor activity, RNA polymerase II-specific; RNA polymerase II transcription regulatory region sequence-specific DNA binding. Gene Ontology annotation, cellular component: nucleus. The coding region runs from base 4 to 1836 and encodes 610 amino acids. The record is from RefSeq and is a predicted model, not a curated record. The transcript is spliced from 4 exons. Gene Ontology annotation, biological process: regulation of transcription by RNA polymerase II.
AACAUGGAAUUAGGAAACUUAAAAGAAAUAUUUUGUAGAUUGUGUUCUAAUAUCACAAGUUAUACAAAUUACGAUGUAAUAGGAAAAGUUCACAGAGAUGUUCUUGAAGUUAUUUUGCCGAAUUUGAAGUUAGAGGAGCAAGAUAAACAUGUAAUAUGUAAAGCAUGCACUACAAAAUUAUCCAACGCAUAUAGUUUUAAAUCGACAUGUAUGAAUACUGAAGAUAUUAUCGCUUCAUAUGUUAAUUCCAGUAAAGUGUCAGUGGUCGACUUAAAAGAAAUCUAUCUAAAGGAAAAUGGAAACAUUCAGUUAACUGAUAUAUCGGAAAAUCAGAGAAUUUGUCGAUUAUGUAUUCAGUUGGUUACAUAUGGAUUUGUGUCACUAAAUGAAGUGGACAUUAAUAUAAUUAAUAAUUAUAUACCACAAGUUAAACUGAAUGUUACCAGUAACCCUAUCGUAUGCGGGUCAUGUUUUGAUUCACUCCGUACUCAUGACGAUUUCAUAAAGAACUGUCUCGAUGCACAUGAAAAAUAUAAAAGUGCUGAUAAGCAGUCCUAUAUUAAAAGUGAAAAAAUGGAAAUAAAACUGGAGGUAGACGAUCAGGAUACUCAGGAGAUAGAUAAAGACAUCGAUAAGCAGUUUUAUUUUCAAUUUGAAGAGAUCGAAAUAAAACUGGAAGAUGGUCAGAGGGCACGGGAAAAAUGUAGUAGUGUUGAUAAGCAGAAUUAUGUUAAACCUGAAUAUGUUGAAAUAAAAGUAGAGGGAGAUGAUCAGCACAGCCAUGGCUUAGACGUUGAAGAGGUUGAAAACAAAAAGAGGCGCAUUUCAGAAGAUAUAGGAGAAAUAAAGAAUAUUUCUCAGUCAAUACACAAAGACCCUUUGGAAAUCCAAGUGUACCCAUGUGGUACAUGUGGUUACGAGACUAAAUAUAAGAGUCAUUUAAAAAGACAUGAGUUAUUGCACAAAGAUCCUUCGGAAAUUCAGAUGUACAAGUGUGAUACAUGCAGCUACGAAACUAAGCGCAAGAAUCAUCUGAAAAGGCAUCAGUUAAUGCAUAAAGACCCCUCCGAAAUCCAAAUGUACAAGUGUGACACUUGUACUUACGAAACCAAAUUUAAAAGUCACCUAAAAGUGCACCAGAUAACACACAAAGAUUCUUCAGAAGUACAAAUGUACAAAUGCGUUAGUUGCACUUACGAGUCGAAGCAUAUGAAUUGUAUCAAAGCACAUCAAUUAUCGCAUAAAGAUCCUUCGGAAAUCCAAAUGUACAAAUGUGAUACUUGUGCGUAUGAAACUAAGCACAUGAAACAUCUAAAAACACAUCAGUUGUUACACAAAGAUGUAUCAGAAAUCCAAAUGUACAGAUGUGAUACGUGCGGUUACGAAGCUAAACGUAAGGGUGAUGUGACCAGGCAUCAGUUAACACACAAAAGUAUUUCGGAAAUCCAAAUGUACAAGUGUAAUAAUUGCAGCUACGAAACUAAACGGAAGAGUCACCUAAAAACUCACCAGUUAAUACACACAAAAUCCUCGGAAAUCCAAAUGUACGAGUGUGAUAUAUGUAAUUAUAAAACUAAAUAUAGGAGUGACCUGAACAAACAUCGGUUGAUGCACAAAGACCCCUCGGAAAUCCAAAUGUACAAGUGUGAUACGUGUAGUUAUGAAACCAAACAAAAGAGUCAUCUCAAAACUCACCAGCUAAUACACAAAGAUUUGUCGGAAAUCCAAAUGCACAAGUGUGAUAUUUGUAAUUAUGAAACUAAACAUAAGAGCCAUCUGAACAAGCAUAAGUUAUCACACAAAAACCUUCCAGAAAUCCAGAUGGUACAAGUGUAAUACAUGUGGUUAUGAAACUAAAUAUAAGACAAAUCAUCCUUUAGGAACGAAACUUGCUCAGCAGGAAAGUGGGAAUGUGAUACGGCUACAUUUAUUGUGAAUGCUAUCCCACUUGUCAUCCAUUAGUACAGGAUGGUCAGUGUGUCUUGAGAAUGCGUUUUUCUCGACAGUGACCGAUAAGUAAUAAUGAGUGUAAGAAGAUAAUUAAAUUCUGAAAACGGUGUUCUGUAUGAGAUUUGAUAAAAAAGUAAUGGGAAUUGUUAAUUUUCUCAGAAAAUAUAUAUUUAAUCUUCAAUUUUUAACCCGUCCCCUUUAAAGUAGCCCUCCCCCCCCUGUAAUAUACAGUUAUGCCAAUGUACUUUCCAGUUUGAGAAACAUUGGUGGAAUGUCUCUUUAGAUAUCGUUUUGAGCACAGUUUGCGAUUUUGCCUUUAUCUCGUCUAAUGUUGAAAAACGUCCUUUGAGUAUCGUUUUGAGUUUGGGAAAUAGGAAAAAGUCAAAGGGGCCACUUUCGGGGAAACAGUGUUGUGUUCCGCCAAGAACUAGUGGUGGAAAAUCCUAGAGCUGUCUCUCCAGAGUUCGGGGCAUUGCUUCACAUGAGCCAUAUGAAAUUCCUAAUUCUAUUAGCAAGCAAAACCUUUUUAACGUUUUACAUGUUUUCAUCAUUGGUGGACUACAGGGAAUACAAAACAAUAUAUUUUAAAUGAAAAUCAAGGAUUAUAUAAUUAAUUGUUCAUCAAUAACUUUAUUGUCUUCACCUGCAACAUGAUUGACACUCAGAUGUAAAGCACCUGCAGCUCGUAAUUAAAGAAUUUCAAAAUAAAAUUUCAGAGUUUGACGAGAGUUAACACGAUACAGAGUAGGAGUUUAGGAUUAUUCUAUCGGCUACACUUAACUACUAAAUGUGACAUCAUUGCAAACUUAUCGUAAAUAGAGUGUAUAUUCACAUUACCCGGUUAUUUUUUUCCCAAAUCACCUCUUGAAAAUACUGCUAAAAAACUAUUGAGGGAUUCUUCUUAUUUACUGUUUCUUAUAUCUUCAUCUGUUAUCAAUGUUACCUCUGGGCUCCCAUAUGGGCCCAAUUCUUUAAUUAAUGCUUUAUAUUAAAAUUUAAAAAAUGCUUCUAGAUAACAUUCACAAGAUCUCCCUCUCAUUUGAGUUUUCAUUAUAAAUUGAAUAAUGCGGCAUUAGAGGAUGUUAAUCAAGUGAGGGACCUUGGUGCCAUUUUUUAUUGUCAAGUGUCCUAUUGUACUCACAUUGAGAAUACUGUUUCAAAAUCUUUAAAGAUGUUAGGAUUUGUUCAUCGUACUCGGAUUGACUUCUCAGUUCAUAAUCUCAAAAUAUUGUAUUGUUCUUUAGUCAGAUCCAUUUUGGAAUAUUGUUGUAUUAUUCGGCGUCCGAAGUAUAAUACUCAUAUUAAUUUGAUUGAAAAUGUUCAAUAGAUAUUUUUAAGACAGUGUGCAUUUAAAUUGGGUUACAAAAGGGAAUAUUACACGUAUGACCAAAUUCUUAGCGAUCUUAAUUUAAUUUCAUUGGAACAUAGGCGUUUACAUAUUGAUUUACUUUUUCUAAAUAAAAUACCCACAGGACACAUUCAAUCGUCGCAGUUUUUAAAUAUCGUGAAUUUUAAUGUUACUGAAAGAAGAAAUAGAAACUCAGAAAUUUUUCGUGUUCCAUUUUUCCAUACUAAUUAUGAACAGAAUAAACCAAUUACUAGAAUCCUGCGUAAUGCUAAUUAAGCAACCAGUAAAUUAGAUCUAUUUAUUGCUUCCGCCCAUCAUUCAAGAGAUUGUAAAAAAUUACAAGUAAAAAUGCUUGGUUCUUAAAUGUCAUUAUCAUCUGCUUUGUGUUUGUUUUUAUUGUAAGUUGUGUUAUAUUUACCUUAAUCAUAUUACUAACUAGUUUUAAGUAGCAUACACAUUUUACCUUGUAUGUUUUUAAGUUUUUGCUCUAAGAGGGCUUGUCCCGUUUAUCAAUAAAUAAAUAAAUAAAUAUGUGAAAAAUGGCUGGAGUUAGAGGAAUAUUUGUUGAAACCUCUUUCUUUCAAUCGUAUCUGAAGAAGCAGGAUGAAUCAUAUUCAUGUGACAAUUUAGAAACAUUGGUAUUAUGCAGAUUUGGGGCCAUCCAAUAAAAAUGAUAGUAAAUUGCCAUAAAUUUUAAUCAUUCUGCAAAGUGAGAUAUUUGAGGAGAAUAUUUGACCACUUCUCCAACUUCAUCCAUUUUUUCUGUCAUCUGGCGAUGUGAAUAUACAAGGUAUAUUUUAAGUCUGUGUUAUAUAGGGUAAGCUGACUUUAUGUUAGUGUAGUACAAAUCGAGAACUGUAUGAACUAAUUUUUAAUCGACACAGAUCAGUAUGUGCAUUGAACUGUAUUCUGAACUGAUUCAGAACUGCUCAAAAACUGAAAUGCCAGUCAGUGGCCGCAACUAUGUUUUCUGCUUAUAUUUAAUUUUUUUGAUGAUGCAGUAAUAUUUCCAAUAUUAAAAUCAAUUGUAAGAACUUCUUCAUCGCCUAAUAAACGGCUUGAUAUAGAAAUUCAUAAAAUAUUUCUUAGGGCGGAUGUAAGAAUUGGAACAUUUCAAGAACUGUUACAAACUGAUUCUGAAAACUGAAAACGUAAGAUUUGUCUUAGAAGUGGUUCUGAAAAAACCAAAACGGUAUUUACAAAGUGCGCAUGGGCAAAUUGUUAUAGAACCAAAGUCCGAACCAAAACAAAGCUUAAGAAUGUAAAUUAGGGAUGUUCUGAAUAUUCGUAUUCACAUUCGCAAAUGCUAAUUAUUUGAAUCAAAUUAUAAAUUUGCCUUUUGCACAUUGUGUUGAACAUUUUUUGCGAAUGUGAAUAUAUAAUGCAAUGUUUUGUUAUAAGAAUUUUUGUUCCUAUUUUGAGGCAAGUCUUACUUUGAUAAA